Messenger RNA from Betta splendens (Siamese fighting fish), 2238 nucleotides. RefSeq names its product potassium voltage-gated channel subfamily G member 4-like. Gene Ontology annotation, cellular component: membrane; voltage-gated potassium channel complex. The record is from RefSeq and is a predicted model, not a curated record. Gene Ontology annotation, molecular function: delayed rectifier potassium channel activity. Lineage: Eukaryota; Metazoa; Chordata; Actinopteri; Anabantiformes; Osphronemidae. Gene Ontology annotation, biological process: potassium ion transmembrane transport; protein homooligomerization. Bases 537 to 2057 code for a protein of 506 amino acids. The transcript is spliced from 3 exons.
AGGAGGAGGGUCUGGCUGUCAAACACAGAUGAAAACACAACUGCGGGCGUCGGGAGGACACCGGCGUUAGAUAACCGCGUUUGACCAAUGGAGGCGCAGCGACGAGCGGGGUCCGGAGGAGCCGCGUCCACCUGAUUCCCUCCAACUCCACGGAGCUGCCCCGGGAGGCGACGUCUGCGGCGGAGCGGCGGCGCGGCGGCGGAGCGGCGGAGCGGCAGAGCGGCGCGGACGCACGGCGCGCCCGCAAACUUCAGAGCGGAUCCGGGAAACUGGCACGGCCGCGGCGCCGCUCGUCGGGCCGGCGGCUGCGCAGCGACAAGUUGGCGUCCGCCUCGGCGACCAGGGCAGAAACGCGGACGCUCCAGAUGGAGCCGUAACUGGAGAGGCGCGUCUUCGCUGUGGCAGCGGGGAAAAUGCACAGGACGAACGGGAGCGGCUUCACACCUGCGCCCUUUAAGUCGACUGGCCUCCGAGGACCCCCCUCAUAGCCUCCUGCCAGCACUCCCUCCGUCCCACCAGACCCCUCGCAGGCAGCCAUGCCUCUCAUCAGCAACGCCAACCACGACUUCAGCACCUACUCCAUCAGCAGCGACGACAGCAGCCUCGAUCGCUUCUUCACCGAGAUCCCGGAGACCGACACCGUCAAGGGCGUGUACUUCCAGCGCGCCCGGCGGCUCCGCGACCCCAAGGCGUCGUACGUGGUGGACCACACCCUGCAGGCGCUGGUCAACGUCGGGGGGAACCGCUACGCCUUCCCGUGGAGCACCCUGGAGCGCUUCCCCCAGAGCCGCCUGGGGCGCCUGCGCUUCUGCACGACGCCCGAGGAGAUCGCGCGGCUCUGCGACGACUACGACGAGGCGCGCGGGGAGUUCUUCUUCGACCGCAACCCCACGGCCUUCGGCGUCGUCCUCAACUUCCUGGCCGCCGGGAAGCUCCGCCUGCUGCGCGAGCUGUGCGCCGUGUCGCUGCACGACGAGCUGGACUACUGGGGCGUGGACCCGGGCCACAUGGAGCGCUGCUGCCGGCGCAAGAUGAUCACGCGCGUGGACGAGGUGUCCGAGCGCGAGCGCAAGGAGGAGGAGUGGCGGCAGAAGAGGGUGACGCUGAAGAAGGGCGCCGCGGAGGCGCGCGGGGGCUCCAGCAGGCUGAUCUGGGUGCUGCGGGAGGUGGUGGAGAACCCCCACUCAGGGCUGGCGGGCAAGACGUUCGCCUGCCUGUCCGUCGUCAUGGUGCUGGUCACGGUGGUCAGCCUGUGCAUCAGCACCAUGCCGGAGCUCCGCAGCGAGGAGAGCACGAGCGAGUGCUCCCACAGGUGCCACAGCAUGUUCGUGGUGGAGUCCAUCUGCGUCGCCUGGUUCACGCUGGAGUUCGUGCUGCGUUUCGUCAACGCGCAGAGCAAGCUGGCCUUCGCCCGCGGGCCCCUCAACAUCAUCGACGCCAUCGCCAUCCUGCCGUACUACGUGUCGCUGGUGGUGGACGUCCGGGACCGGUCCCAGGAGGAGGUGAUCAUGGGCGCGGGCCGGGGCUACCUGGACAAGCUGAGCCUGAUCCUGCGCCUGCUGCGCGCCCUGCGCAUCCUCUACGUGAUGCGGCUGGCGCGCCACUCGCUGGGGCUGCAGACGCUGGGGCUCACCAUGCAGCGCAGCCUGCGCGAGUUCGGCCUGCUGCUGCUCUUCGUCUGCGUGGCCGUGACGCUCUUCUCGCCGCUGGUCCACCUGGCGGAGAGCGAGCUGGCGCCGCUCGCCGCCGCGCAGCCGCACCACCGCUUCAGCAGCAUCCCGGCCUCCUACUGGUGGGCCAUCAUCUCCAUGACGACGGUGGGCUACGGCGACAUGGUGCCGCGCAGCAUCCCCGGGCAGGUGGUCGCCAUGACCAGCAUCCUGAGCGGCAUCCUCAUCAUGGCGUUCCCCGCCACCUCCAUCUUCCACACCUUCUCGCGCUCCUACCAGGAGCUCAAGCAGGAGUAUGAGCGCGUGUGGAAGGAGGAGCGAGACGAGGAAAUCGCUGCCGAGUCGGAGGAGACUCGGUCCAAGGCUCAGUUGUCAACGACAGGCUGAUCACGAUACUGGACCACAGCAGGAACAUGUACUAUAAAUAAUAGCAUAACUGCGUAGAAUAUCUGAGAUAUUAAAGGGACUUCCUGUGCCGUGGACACAACCUGAUACUUCUGGUUUCUGUCUGUCACAUUUCUGGAUUCAUUCUUGAAUACAUUGAAUACUCAAAGACUCCUGCUCCUCA